This is a messenger RNA of Dimorphilus gyrociliatus, 4088 nucleotides long. NCBI's taxonomy places the organism in Eukaryota, Metazoa, Annelida, Polychaeta, Dinophilidae. The record is from the annotation of a GenBank genome assembly.
AAUCGUGAAUAGAGAUUGGGCACAUGGAGGCCUGCUUUCCAUCAGAGCGACGCUUCAGCUAGAGAAUAUCUUUAAGGUAAGUGCAUCUUUACUGAUAUUAUUUUCCCUUUUUCUGGAUAGUUUAUACCAAGUUGGUCAUAGAGUUUCGAAUUCCCAGCUAAAACAAGCUCGAAACCGUACUUAAUUUAAUACCGUAGAUUUAAUCACCGUUCUUUACUUUUCGCAUAGUUGCUUUUUUUUUUCUACGAUAAUUUUUUUUUUUUGCUGUUAUCCCUUCGUUUUUUCUUUUCUCAUAUUUUAGGCUGGAUAGAUAGAAAGGAAGAAGAAUUGAAAAAAAUUAAAACCAGCAUGGACAGUACAGCGGAGGUAUGCAUUUUUGAAAUUAAAUUUUUUUUGCAUCUGUCAGUGUUUUUUUGCGGUACAAAAAUAGCGACCAGUAGUGACACUUAAUAACGGUCUUUUUUUAAUAGCGGGUUAUUUAAAUUAGCUAAUUGAACAAACUGACUAAAAAAAGAUGAAUUUCGUAAUUGCCUUUGGGAGGGUGUUUAUUCAGCACCGCAUAAAAAAUGACAUUUAGCAAAAAAAAUUUAUGUACUACCCAAUUUAAUUAAAGAGUUUUGUAUGUAAUGUCAUUGCGAUUUAAAAAGAAUGAGAUGAUUUUUAUUUGACUAGUUUUGUGCUAUGAAUGCCUGAUAUAAACGUCGCUAGCAAUUCCAUAAAUUGUGAAUAAUUUGUAAGCGGACGAUAAAAUGCAAAAAAUAUAGCAUCUCAUUCAAUAGGAACGCAAGAGAAUGACGGGGGGUAUGGAUACCAUGGCAGGAGACUUUGGUAUCACCGUCAAUGAACUUACCCAACUGAUGGAAUUGAAGGGGGAUUCGAAUGUUAUUGAUAAAGUUGGAGAGGCUGGUGGCGUUAUUCAAUUGUGCAAAAAACUGAGAACUUCCCCAACUGAAGGUAUAUCUGCAUCAGCGGAGGAUUUGCGAGCAAGACGAGCAACUUUUGGCUCCAAUGUUAUUCCCCCAAAACCGCCCAAAACUUUUUUACAAUUAGUAUGGGAAGCUUUGCAGGAUGUUACUCUUAUAAUUUUAAUCGUUGCGGCGGUUAUAUCUCUUGGGCUGAGUUUUUAUCGGCCACCUGCAGAAAUUGGAGAAGAAGGUAGUAGGAAGAAAGAAAAACACGAUUCUCAUGCAGAAUGGAUAGAAGGAGCAGCUAUUUUAAUUGCCGUGAUAGUUGUUGUAAUUGUAACUGCAGUAAACGACUGGCAAAAGGAGAAGCAAUUCCGAGGAUUGCAAAGCAAAAUCGAGCAUGAGCACAAAUUUGCUGUAAUAAGGAAUGGUGAAAACCUUCAAAUUCCAGUGUCGGAUAUUGUGGUCGGAGAAAUUGUUCAGGUGAAAUACGGAGAUUUAUUACCUGCCGAUGGUAUAGUCAUCCAGUCGAACGAUUUGAAAAUGGACGAAUCGUCUCUAACUGGAGAAACCCACCAGGUUACGAAAGGUGUUGACAAAGAUCCAAUGCUGUAUUCUGGAACGCACGUUAUGGAAGGUUCUGGUAAGAUAGUGGUAACAGCUGUCGGCGUGUAUUCGCAAGCUGGCCAGAUUUUCACUUUACUUGGCGCCGUUCAAGAGGAAGAGGCAAAGAAGAAAACAGAGAAAGGUGCUGAUCAGGCAAAUGGGCCAGCUGCUCAGGGAACAUCGGAUGAGAAACAAAAAGAAGAACAACCACCAGCGGCUGCUCAAUCUGGCCGAAGAGAGAAAUCCGUACUUCAAGCAAAACUUACUCGAUUGGCCAUUCAAAUUGGCUAUGCUGGUACUGCUAUCGCUGUCGUAACCGUUAUCGUUCUAAUAGUGAAGUUUUGCAUUAAAACCUAUGUGAUGAGGAAUGAUCCAUGGAAUAAUGCACAUUUUAAACAUUUUAUCAAAUACUUCAUCCUAGGAGUAACUGUUCUUGUGGUCGCCGUUCCUGAGGGUUUACCGCUCGCCGUCACUUUGGCCUUAGCUUAUUCUGUAAGGAAAAUGAUGGACGACAAUAAUUUAGUUAGACAUUUGGACGCUUGCGAAACUAUGGGCAAUGCCACUGCCAUUUGCUCGGAUAAAACAGGAACAUUGACCACAAACCGGAUGACUGUAGUUCAAAGUUUUGUAGCUGGCAUACAUCAUAAAAAUCAACCAAAAAUGGACGCUCUCCCACCUCCCAUACCUGAAAUUAUGCCCAGAGCUAUUUCUGUAAAUUGUGGCUAUACUUCUAAAGUUCUUCAGCCUGAAAAUCCCGGCGAACUUCCAAAACAAUUGGGUAAUAAAACUGAAUGCGCUCUCCUUGGAUAUGUCAACAGUUUAGGCGGCCCAACUUAUGAUGAAGUCAGAACAGAAUACCCCGAAGAAAAAUUGUAUAAAGUCUACACAUUUAACAGCGUAAGAAAAUCAAUGUCUACGGUUGUUAAAUUGGACAAUGGUGGCUACCGCGUAUUUUCGAAAGGAGCUAGCGAAAUUAUUUUGAAAAGAUGCACCUGGAUUAUAGGAGAAGGUGGAAAAAUAAAACCGUUUUCAUCAAAAGAUCAAGAACAUAUGGUGAAAAAUAUUAUUGAACCCAUGGCUUGCGAUGGAUUAAGAACAAUAUGCGUUGCUUACAAGGACUUCGUGCCUCGUGAUGCUGAAAUGCAAAGCAAUGAUGCUAGAAUGCCAUCGGAUGGUACAGAUCCAGAUUGGGAGGCUGAAGAUACGAAGAUUGUAACGGAAUUGACUUGCAUUUGCAUUGUCGGCAUAGAAGACCCUGUUCGGCCUGAAGUACCUGAGGCUAUUCGAAAAUGCCAACGUUCUGGAAUUUGCGUUAGAAUGGUUACUGGUGAUAACGUUAAUACGGCCCGCUCCAUUGCUAUUAAAUGUGGAAUAAUUAAACCAGGCGACCAAUUUCUAGUACUCGAAGGAAAGGAAUUUAAUACUAGGGUACGUGACGAAAACGGUAACGUCCGUCAAGAAUUAAUUGAUAAAAUAUGGCCUGAUUUGAGGGUUUUAGCUAGAUCAUCACCGACUGAUAAACAUACUCUUGUUCAAGGUAUAAUAGAAUCUAAAGUUACUGAAAAUAGAGAAGUAGUUGCUGUAACUGGAGAUGGUACUAAUGAUGGUCCAGCUUUGAAAAAAGCUGAUGUCGGAUUUGCUAUGGGUAUUGCUGGAACAGACGUUGCUAAAGAGGCAUCGGAUAUUAUUCUUACUGAUGAUAAUUUUACGUCAAUUGUCAAGGCAGUUAUGUGGGGAAGGAAUGUUUACGAUUCUAUUUCGAAAUUUUUGCAAUUUCAGUUAACGGUCAAUGUUGUCGCGGUUAUCGUAGCCUUUUUGGGAGCGUGUAUAAUAAGCGAUUCGCCACUCAAGGCUAUACAAAUGUUGUGGGUGAACCUGAUUAUGGACACUCUAGCCUCGUUGGCCCUUGCUACGGAAAUGCCUACGGAAGAACUGCUCGAAAGGAAACCAUAUGGCCGAACUAAACCGCUCGUCUCAGUUACAAUGACGAAAAACAUUCUCGGUCAUGCUAUUUACCAAAUUACAGUCAUUCUGAUCCUGUUAUUCGUGGGUGAUAGACUAUUCGAUAUAGAUUCCGGUAGGGAACAAAACAGCGGACCGCCUACGCAGCAUUUUACCAUCAUAUUUAAUACUUUCGUCAUGAUGACAUUGUUCAAUGAAAUCAACGCCCGCAAGAUUCAUAAUCAACGUAACAUUUUUAAGGGUCUGUUUAGUAAUCCGAUCUUCGUUUCGAUCUGGAUAACUACAAUGAUUGCCCAGACAAUAAUUAUACAAUUUGGUGAUGUCGCUAUGUCGACUGCUGCACUAACGCCCGAUCAAUGGUUGUGGUGCGUUUUCUUGGGCGUCGGCGGCCUCUUAUGGGGUCAGCUAGUUACUACCGUGCCGUCUACGGUGAUACCCACUGGACUAUUUACCUGGGGUGAAGGCAGAAAUACGAACGCCCAAGGCAUGGAUGGAGGAGCAGGCGUUGACAUGUAUGAUAUGGAUGAUGAUGGAAAACGAGGCCAGAUUCUAUGGUUGCGUGGCCUUACCAGAUUACAACAUCAGAACCAGUCGCAAUAUGUAGAAUUGCACUGA